AAUUAAUUUUGAAAAUGAAAGUAUUCGCCAUCGCCACCGUUUGCUUGGUCGUUGCCAGCUGUGCCUGGGCCGCUCCCAGUGUACAAGAUAAUAAAAUCGAAACCGAUUCGACCUUUGGCCGUGCUGCCCGUUACUUGGGUUCUUGUUUGGAAAGUGACGAUAUGACCACCUGUUUGGCCGUUAAGGGUAUUACAGCCUUGAAUCGUGCCGCCCGCAGCAGCAAUAUUGAAUUGAUCAAUGGUGUUACAUUCAAGAGAGAUCCCGCCACCCCUGUCCAACGUGCCGGCCGUGCCAUGAGCGAAAACGAUGUCUACUCUCAAUUGCCAGAAGAUUCUGAUGAACGUACUGGUCGUUUGGUUGAUAUGGCCGUUGAAAGUGCCACCGAUUUCUUGAGCACACACAAUUUGGAAGUUAAGGUACCCGCUGAAGCUACCCAAGAAAUUGCUCGUGCUUUGGAUGAAGGUCGCGGUAAAUUGAAGAAAAUGAUUGGCCCCAUUGCCUUGGCCAUCGGUGCUAAAGUUUUCGCCAUUGUACCCCUCUUGUUGGGCGGUUUGGCUUUGUUGACCACCAAGGCCAUCAUUGUUGCCAAAAUUGCCUUGUUCUUGGCUCUCUUGUUAGGUGGCUCGAAAUUGCUCGGCGGUAAAUUGGGUGGUUCUUUGGGUAAUGCCUACAGUUCCAAUGUUGGCUGGUCUGGUGCCUCCACUGGUGGCUGGUCAUCGGGUGCUUCGUCUGCCUACCCAUAUGCUCGCAGCAUGAAUGAUGCCCAAGAAUUGGCUUAUGCCGGUCAAGUAAAUGCCCAAUAAAUCGUUAGCUAACGACG
Messenger RNA from Musca vetustissima, 820 nucleotides. RefSeq lists its product as uncharacterized. The transcript has 3 exons. Lineage: Eukaryota; Metazoa; Arthropoda; Insecta; Diptera; Muscidae. The record is from RefSeq and is a predicted model, not a curated record. Bases 15 to 803 code for a protein of 262 amino acids.